AUGACCAGAGAACACACUAUCAACAUUCACAAGCUCAUCUAUGGAGUAGGUUUCAAGAAGCAUGCCCCUCAGGAACUCAGAGAGAUCUGGAAAUUUGCCAUGAAGGAGAGGGGGAACUCCAGAUUUGACGAUUCUGGAAAAAUCACAUUAUCUCCUAUGGUUAUAUUUCCAGGUUACAAGGAUGGAGAACUUGCAAAAAAAUCAGAUCCCAGAGUCUCGAUUCUAAAAAGUGGAGGCACUGCGAAGUCAAAGAGUAGCGAAGACAAAAACAAGGAAGCACUAAAGAAGGAAAUCUCCUUCACAGGUUCUGAGGAGUCCUUGGUGCACAAAACAGAGUCAGAAAGAAACGCAAAAGACCCUGAUUUGGACACAGGGAAGGUAGACAUGGAGGCCAAGGUAAAGGGGAGUGAUAUGGGAAUGCCAAGAAGAGAGGAAGCCCAAGCGAAGGUGAGUGAGGCCGGAAUACCACAAGGACAAGCAUCUCAAGAAAAGGAGAGUGAGGUGGAAAUACCACAAGGACAAGCAUCUCAAGAAAAGGAGAGUGAGGUGGAAAUACCACAAGGACAAGCAUCUCAAGAAAAGGAGAAUGAGGUGGAAAUACCACAAGGACCAGAAUCUCAAGUGAAGAAGAGUGGGGCCAAAACACCAAAAGGACCAAAAGCGAAAGUAAAGAAGAGUGAGGCUGGGACACCACAAGGACAGAAACCUCAAGAAAACACUGAGAGUUCUGAGGCUAAAGGAAACCAGGUCAAAGAAAAGGAAGAUGCAGGAAAGACUAAAGAUACGAAAGAAACUGAUGCCAAAGACAAGAAAAGUGGUGAAGGAAAGGACCAAGUUAAGGGAAAGAAAGAACCACAAGUCAAGCGUAAAAAAGCAGAAGCAAAAAAGGAGACAGGCAAUUAAAUGAAGGAAGUACAAUGAAAGGAGGCAGAGUGAAGAUAAAUGAAAGGAAAGCCCGUGUGACAACUGAUUAUUAUGGAUCCUAUCGCCCUGAUCCGAGUCAUAUCCCAGCCAUCGCUUAAAUGGAUUAUAAUUAUAGGAUGCUUAUGAUCCAU
Molecule: messenger RNA, 1055 nt
Organism: Myotis daubentonii (Daubenton's bat)
Lineage: Eukaryota; Metazoa; Chordata; Mammalia; Chiroptera; Vespertilionidae
Gene: TSBP1
Product: testis expressed basic protein 1
Biological process (GO): translation
Cellular component (GO): ribosome
Molecular function (GO): structural constituent of ribosome
Source: RefSeq, a predicted model, not a curated record